AGAGAUAGAGAUAGAGGUAGAGGAGGGACACAAGCACAAUAAUCUCGUGAAAGCGCCUCCUCCUUUCAUUCACUUCUCAUUCUGGUGUGGUGUGUGAGUUUUAAUUAAGAACUUUUGAGUGCGUUCUCUUUCUCUUUCCGUGUCUGCGAAUGCUCUUCCGGGUUGUUGCAGCUCUACUCAUAAUUUGAAACCCCAAUUUCUUUCUAAAACCUAAAUACUUUUCUCUCUCUCUCUCUCUCUCUCAGCAGUUUAAGUUUAAGUAGUAGUAGUAGUAGUAGUAGUAGUAGUAGAGAAGAAGUAUACAUACAGAUACAGUAGUACGACGCUUAUUAGGAUCAAAAUAUUUGGAUGCUUUGGGAGUUACGAGGUACAUACACUCUUUCUCGUAUUUGAGUGCCAAGAAAGCAGAGUUAUUAAGAAGAACGAACCAAAAAGGGUUUUGUUGAGUAGAGGAGGAGGAGGAGGAGGAGGAGUAGCUUCAACUGCUCUCUCAGUUUUCCUUUUCUUUUUCAACAAAAUCAAAAAUAUAUAUAUAUAAAAAAAAAAAGUGAAUUUAUGCAUACAAUGGGGUCAUUGAAAUGGUGGAGAUUUGGCCUGAGUUGUCGAGAUCUGGGACUGUAUAAUGAGAUCUUUUUACGGUGCUGAAUAAAAUCCGAGAUCAAUCGUCGUUUCGGAUGUCUGCUCCUAAAUCCUAAAUCCUAAAUCCUAAAUCCAAUUGCUUUGCUUUUCAUUUUGCAAUUACGAUUGCUAGGGUUUCUGUUUUCUUUUUAUUCCCUUUCAUGCCAAAAUGACUACAAAACGCGCCUACAAGCUACAGGAAUUUGUAGCACACUCUUCCGCCGUGAAUUGCCUCAAGAUUGGCAGGAAGUCGUCCAGGGUUCUAGUCACCGGCGGAGAGGAUCACAAGGUCAAUCUUUGGGCUAUUGGCAAACCCAACGCCAUCCUGAGUUUGUCUGGACAUACAAGUGGAAUUGAUUCCGUAAGCUUUGAUUCUUCGGAGGUGUUAGUUGCUGCAGGAGCCGCUAGUGGUACAAUCAAGCUUUGGGAUUUAGAGGAGGCAAAGAUUGUUCGUACACUAACGGGUCACAGAUCCAAUUGCAUAUCUGUUGACUUUCAUCCCUUUGGGGAGUUCUUUGCAUCUGGCUCUUUGGAUACGAAUCUGAAGAUAUGGGAUAUCAGAAAGAAGGGGUGUAUCCACACAUACAAGGGUCACACUCGAGGGGUGAAUGCAAUCAGAUUUACCCCGGAUGGCCGUUGGGUUGUAUCUGGUGGCGAGGACAACACUGUCAAGUUAUGGGAUCUGACCGCUGGAAAGCUGUUGCAUGAUUUCAAGUGUCAUGAAGGCCAAAUUCAGUGCAUAGACUUUCAUCCACAUGAGUUUUUGCUGGCAACUGGUUCAGCAGACAGGACUGUUAAAUUUUGGGACCUUGAAACCUUUGAGCUUAUUGGUUCAGCUGGACCAGAGACAACUGGAGUUCGUUGUUUGGCUUUUAAUCCUGAUGGGAGGACCCUACUAUGUGGUUUGCAUGAAAGUUUGAAGGUUUUCUCAUGGGAACCAAUAAGAAGCCAUGACGCUGUGGAUGUGGGAUGGUCUAGAUUGUCAGAUCUUAAUGUUCAUGAGGGAAAGCUUCUUGGCUGCUCGUACAAUCAGAGUUGUGUUGGAGUAUGGGUUGUAGAUAUCUCGCGCAUAGAACCAUAUGCAAUUAGUAAUGUUACAAGAUUAAAUGGCCAUUCAGAAUCUAAAUCUUCUUCAAGUGGGAAUCUGUCAGUACUAAAUGAGAACACUGCUAAGGCUAGUUUGGGUCGGCCAGCUGUUUCACAAAAUUCAGAUCCCUUAGUGAAGGAAACAAAAUCUCUUGGGAGGUUGUCAGUUUCUCAAAAUUCAGAUCCUAUUAAGGAACCAAAACUUUUGGCAUCCACAGGAAGUGUACCUGGUACUCCUCAGAGGAUCAGUUUUAAUGCCAGUCCAAAAACAGUUCCUGCUAGUUCUAUGGCAGUCCCUAGUGGAACAGCUCCAAAGAGGAAUUCCACAAAGGCUCAGUCAACUGCCAGUGUUCCAGUUAUUAACAAAUUGGAUGUGAUACCUGUAAUUGUCCCAAGAACCAAUAUGAGGUCAGAGCAAGCAGCUGAUUCCCGAAAGGAAGUUGGUCUAGCUGCAAGAACAAUGCCAUUUUCUUUGCAGUCAAAGGCAACUGAUUUCCGAAAACUAUCAAAUAGCAGAGAUGAAGUGGAUAAACAAAUUGUCUCAGUUGUGCCUGAAUUCACAGGUUCUAAGGCUGCUGAAUUAAGCAGUGGCACAGAUAGGAAUAUACUUCCUGUUGCUAAAAGCUUGACUCAAGGAGUAUCUGCUGAAGAAAGGAGCAUGAAGGAUGAUAGAUUUAUUGGACCUAGUAAGCAUGAAAUGAAUUCAAUGACAGAGUCAGCAGCUAGCUAUCAGCAUGCAAGUUAUGAUACUCGGGGGCAUAAGUUGAACAGAGAUGCAUGCUCUACUGAAAGUCAAAAAGCAGGUAGAACGCGUUCACUUGUUGUGAAUUGGGAGAAAAGGGAAAGAUCUCCUAAUUAUGAGGAACCUGCUUCCAGUAUUCCCCCUGCUUCUGUCUCUACAGCUAACAUGCUCCCCUUCAAUGCGUAUAAACAGAGAGGAUAUUCUCCGUCUGCUGAGAAAGAAACAGAGUCUGCUAGUGAUGAGGAUGCUAUUGCAGAUGUAAUGGAACAACAUGACCAAUUUGUCAGCUCUAUGCAGUCUCGUUCAGCCAAGUUGCAGGUGAUUUAUAGAUAUUGGGAAAGGAAUGAUGUUAAGGGGGUUAUUGGUGUAAUGGAGAAAAUGGCUGAUCAUGCUGUUGUUGCUGAUGUAGUUAGCAUUAUGACACAGAAAAUUGAUACUGUCACGCUGGAUAUUUUCACGUGUCUUCUACCACUUCUCACAGGCCUUCUUGAAAGUGACAUGGAUAGGCAUCUAAGCAUCUCUUUGGACAUGCUGCUAAAGCUGGUCAGAAUAUUUGGUCCAGUCAUCUAUUCAGCAUUAUCAGCAUCAUCAUCUGUUGGUGUAGAUAUUGAGGCCGAGCAAAGACUGGAGCGGUGCAACCAAUGCUUUAUAGAGCUUGAAAAAGUCAAACGCUGCCUACUGGCCCUUACCAGAAGAGGGGGAACAGUUGCAAAGUCAGCACAGGAGUUAAACCUAGCUCUGCAGGAAGUUUCAUGACAAAAGUAACAGUGUGGAAGUGCAUUUAUUUCCGGCUCACUUGAAAUUGUUUUGUUGCUUUGAGGGAGUUAUAGGACCUCUUGAACAGUUAAAUCCCUCUUGAUGCAACCCCUAAUAGUUCAACACUGUUGUUGCUGGCCCUGAUUUGCUCCGCCCUUGUAUGUAUAUUCAUGUUAAGUGGAGGCCUUAACAACUUGCUAAUUCUAUGUGUCAACUGCAUCUGGAAGGUUAUUGCAUAUGCCACUGCACCUGCUGCUUGUUGCACAGCUUUGGCGAUUGUCUAGUAGAUGCUUGCUGGAAGAUGUCCCACACCGUUUACGCUCUAACCCAAUAUCUCAACAAAUUAUGUAACUCUUGGCUACAUUAGUGCUGAUUUAAUUCUUGAAUUAUAUUCCUUGUAUAAAAGGAUUGGCGGUGCUAUAAGAGGUGUCCUUAUACCUUCCUGUGA
Quercus robur (English oak) is the source of this 3650-nucleotide messenger RNA. Its product is annotated as katanin p80 WD40 repeat-containing subunit B1 homolog KTN80.4-like. The coding region runs from base 788 to 3202 and encodes 804 amino acids. NCBI's taxonomy places the organism in Eukaryota, Viridiplantae, Streptophyta, Magnoliopsida, Fagales, Fagaceae. Gene Ontology annotation, molecular function: microtubule binding. The transcript is spliced from 19 exons. The record is from RefSeq and is a predicted model, not a curated record. Gene Ontology annotation, biological process: microtubule severing; microtubule depolymerization. Gene Ontology annotation, cellular component: katanin complex.